CUCCGGGCCGACCCUCGCGUACGCAACCCCGCUGCACUUACCGCCUCCUUCUCCUGAAUGGGAAACCGCGGCGGUCUCGCGCAUGCGCAGAGUUGUCACCUCUUCUCUCCCCCCUUCUGUUUUGCCGGCUACCCCCUCCCCCCCCGCGGGCCCGGCUGGGGCUGAGUCUCGUGAGGAGGUGGAGGAACUAGGGCGGACUAUGGAGGCGCCCCGGGGUUGUCGACCUCACUCACUGGACGGGAGCAACCGCCGCCAGUACCACAGGUUGCGACGCGCGGGCCUCUGAGGGGGGAAGAGCUCGCAGCACGGAAGCUGUAUUUUCCCCCAGCUGAAGUUCCUUUACUUCCACCAUGGAGACAGAACAAGAAAACCUUUGUAUCAGUAAAGAUGAUGAGAGCUCUGAAUGUGCUUUUCAUUGCUCAGCAUGUCAUGAUGAUCAGGAUUGGAGCUGUGCUAACCCUAUCCGGGGUCGGGCUAAGACCCGCAGUUUGUCUGCUUCACCAGCCCUCGGAAGCACCAAAGAAUUCAGGAGGACACGCUCCUUGCAUGGACCAUGCCCAGUGACCACAUUUGGACCAAAGGCAUGUAUGCUGCAAAACCCUAAAACUAUAAUGCAUAUUCAGGACCCAGCAAGUCAGCGGUUGACAUGGAACAAACCUCCAAAGAGUGUCCUUGUUAUCAAAAAGAUUCACGAUGCUAGUCUGCUCCAGCCUUUUAAAGAACUCUGUGUAUAUCUUACUGAGGAGAACAACAUGAUAGUUUAUGUAGAAAAAAAAGUGCUAGAAGACCCAGCCAUAGUUAAUGAUGAUAAUUUUGGACCAGUGAAGAAGAAAUUUUGCACUUUCAGAGAAGAUUAUGAUGAUAUCUCCAAUCAGAUAGACUUUAUCAUAUGCCUGGGAGGAGAUGGUACCUUGCUUUAUGCUUCAUCACUUUUUCAGGGUAGUGUACCUCCAGUUAUGGCUUUUCAUCUGGGAUCUCUUGGAUUUCUCACCCCCUUUAACUUUGAGAACUUUCAGUCCCAAGUUACUCAAGUUAUAGAAGGCAAUGCAGCGCUUGUUCUCCGGAGCAGACUGAAAGUGAAAGUAGUAAAGGAACACAGAGAGAAGAAGACAUUGAUACAAAAUGGUAUUGAAGAAAAUGGAGUGAUCUCUACAAGUCUAGAGAUGGAAAUGGGCAAGCAAAUCAUGCAAUAUCAGGUCCUAAAUGAAGUUGUUGUGGAUCGAGGUCCUUCCUCCUACCUUUCCAAUGUGGAUGUUUUUCUAGAUGGACACCUCAUAACCACAGUGCAAGGUGACGGCGUGAUCGUUUCCACACCAACUGGUAGCACGGCUUACGCGGCUGCAGCGGGAGCAUCUAUGAUUCAUCCAAAUGUUCCUGCAAUAAUGAUAACCCCAAUCUGCCCUCACUCACUGUCCUUCAGACCCAUUGUUGUUCCUGCAGGAGUUGAGCUCAAGAUCAUGCUGUCCCCUGAUGCCAGGAACACUGCAUGGGUUUCAUUUGAUGGGAGGAAGAGACAGGAAGUCUGCCAUGGAGACAGUUUUGCCAGUGAAAGCCACCUUGAUGACAAAAAUCUGUGGACUGCUACACAGCUGAAUAGAGAGAGCUACAAUCAUGACUACAGAGAAGAAAGCCCUGGGAAAGAGGAAGGAUGCAAUGCACAUCACACCUGAGUGAGCCUCUCUACCCAGGACUGCCGUCUAGCCCUCCUCAACUGGAACAGUAGGUCUGACCAAGGAGAGGAGAAAGUGCUGAGUCAGAGAGGACCCACGCACCUGCCUGGAAUAACUGUCCCCACAGGAUUUACCAUGUUUGGACAGACCAGCCACAGGUCCAUCAAGCCCAGGAUCUUGCCUCCAGCAAGUGGUCAGUACCUGAAACUCUACAGCAAGGAUUCAAAAGCCAGGGGUGCCAAACUCUUCCUUGGGAUAUGCCUGAUUUGCUGUGGCCCCUACUGCUGGCCCUGUGUUCUCUCCCCUCUGCUGGGUGGUGCUAUGCUACGCUCCCUGCGCUGUCUCUGGCAGUAGCAAUGAACGAGGGCUGUAAAAAGAGGAUGGUGGAGACUGGGAAGCAUAACAGGAAGGACAGAACUGGAAACAGGGAGAACAGAGAGACUAGAAAAUGACAAGGAGGGGGGAGAAAAAGAGAUGGGGGUGGACAAUAGACUAAACCAUGGAACUAAAAAGAAAUAUUAGGAGAAGAAAAGGGAGAUGAGAUGAGAAAAUAAGAGCAGGAUAAACGCCAAAACCUGGUGAGAUGGGGGCAACUGUCAGUGCAGAAGUGGAGGCAGGGAGGUGUUUUGGAAGGGCUGGAGUGGAAUUGAGAUCCCCUAGGUUCUAAAGAAGACCAUGUUGUGUGGGACACUUCCAGGUUAUUAUUGUUAAAGCUUUUACACCUGUUGUAGAUUCAUGUGCCUCUGUGUUUCUGCCUCCACAACAACCUGAAAGCAGGUGCUUAUCUAUAACAUCUUGCAGGCUGAGGGUUCCAAGCAAAGGAGCUGAGACCCACUGCUACAAAGGGAGGCGAGAGAGCUCUACAUACUCUGCAGUGAGCUGAUGUGUGAAGCUCAUCCAUGUUCGCAUGGGGAGGAAGUCUCCUUCCUGACCCUGUCGCAAUAAACCUAUGCCCCAAAGCCAUAGAUAGAAUUACGCCCCUACUUUGGAAUGCAGAACUACAAGGAUCUGAUUGGGAAACAUUCUAGCCCUUCUGAAAUCCAGCUGCCCUGUCUGUGACCCCUGCAGCAGAGUGUGCCACAAGCUGGCAAGAUGUAGCACUGAGAUAUUGCCCUUUUAUUGCUUGAAAUAUACCAGGUGUUUAGUUACAUCAUGAAUACCGGCUCUCUUAUUCCUGAGCAGUGCAAGGCUGUGUCUAUACUGGGGGACAAUGGGGCUGGUGUUCAGCACUGUUACCCCUGCAGUGCAGUCCCACCAGAGGUAGCUGUAGUGUAGACAGAGCUCCGAGCAGGCUAAGAAGACAGAUGGUCCACUAGAGCAUUUGCUGUUACUAAUGUACAGAUACCCCACCUUGCACUGCCUCCGUGUAGGGCCUGUGAGAGAUUGUGUGUGUGUGUGAGGACAGAGCUUUCCAUCUAAUGCAUGUAUAAGGGAGUGACUACCUGAUGCUCGCACUCUCCUGGUGACUCAGAGAGGCCCAAGAGAUUUCUACAGGCCACUUGCUGAGGCCAGGUGGUUUCUGAGGAUUGGCUGACAGGUGGUGGAAAAACAAAUUGGUGGCUGUGCACUUCCAGUCACUGAAAGUAAUGCAAUUUUGUUGCCUCUCCCACUUCUCCAGCUGUCUGUCUACAGGCAUCUAAUGGGGGUCAGAGAUUUAACACUUUACAAAGGUAUGUGAGGAGCUGCUAGUGGGAGUGCAGACAGGAGUCUCACUACCUGACUUCCCGGCCUCAACACUUAAAGGUAGCUUGUACUAUUCUGUCCCAGCAAUAGGAGGAAGAGGCGACUACAACAUAUUACCUAGAAGGAAGUAGUAUUGUAAAAGUCUUCUGUUUCUGGCUAGUUCUGUGUAGCUGGGCAAACAAACAAACCAACUGCAGGCAUCUAAGAGCAUAUAUUUAAUAUCAACUAUAAAACUAUCUUUCAGCUAUUAAGAAUUUCCAUGAGUGUUGAAACAAACUGAAAACACUCAAUGCAUCUGAAUCACACUUAAUCCUUCCCUGCGGUAUCAGACAAAAGGAGGUUAACCUACUUUGCUUCUGAUCCUGCACUCCUUACUGAGCACCCAAAGAUUUCAAUGGAAGUUUUGCCUGAGUAAGAUCAAAUCCAAAAUUUUAAAUUCACAAACCCUUAUUUUCAAUCUUAAUAUAAUCAUUUAUGUUUAAACAGGGCCCUCUAAUGCUUUUUUCCUGUCUCCAUACUGGGAUCCGCCCCAACCCCCCGCCCCCGAGUAUCCCUCCUGUCCAGCCAGGACCCCACCUCUGAUUCAGCAGUACAGGAAGGGUAGAGUGGUAGUGACCUAAUCAUAUGUGUUUGCAACCCAGAUUGAGAACCCAUCCUCCAAGGAGUUCACAUCCCAUUACAAAGUUCAUGGAGUCACUCUGAGGUUCAC
Messenger RNA from Gopherus flavomarginatus (Mexican gopher tortoise), 4062 nucleotides. RefSeq names its product NAD kinase (gene NADK). Gene Ontology annotation, biological process: NAD+ metabolic process; NADP+ biosynthetic process. The record is from RefSeq and is a predicted model, not a curated record. The transcript is spliced from 13 exons. NCBI's taxonomy places the organism in Eukaryota, Metazoa, Chordata, Testudines, Testudinidae. Gene Ontology annotation, molecular function: NAD+ kinase activity. Bases 351 to 1670 code for a protein of 439 amino acids.